AUGGGUGGAGGGAUGGUGGGAGGGGGAGUAGGGAAGAGAGCUGAGUUAUACGAGGGAAGGAUCACAAGCUAUUUUUUAUUGGCUUGUGUGAUUGGCUCUCUUGGAGGAUCUCUAUUUGGAUAUGAUCUUGGCGUCUCAAGUGGAGUGACGUCGAUGGACGAUUUCUUGGUGGUGUUCUUCCCGGCGGUGUACCGCCGGAAGCAGGAGCACCUCCACGAGACGGACUACUGCAAGUACGACGACCAGGUGCUCACCCUCUUCACCUCGGCCUUGUACAUCGCCGCCCUUUUCUCCACCUUCGCAGCUUCCUUCCUCACCCGCCGCCGCGGCCGCACUGCCUCCAUCCUCUUCGGAUCCGUCAGCUUCUUCCUCGGCGGCUCCAUCAACGCCGCCGCAGUCAACAUCCCCAUGCUCAUCGCCGGCCGCAUCCUUCUCGGGGUCGGCAUCGGCUUCGGCAAUCAGGCCGUCCCCCUUUACCUCUCCGAGAUCGCGCCCCCCAAGAUCCGCGGCGCCGUCAACCAGCUCUUCCAGCUCACCACCUGCCUCGGCGUCCUCGUCGCCGAUUUCAUCAACUACUUUACCGAAAAGAUCCACCCUUGGGGGUGGCGCCUCUCCCUCGGCCUCGCCACGCUCCCCGCGACGCUGAUGUUCCUCGGCGGCCUCUUCCUCCCGGAAACCCCCAACAGCCUCGUCGAGCAGGGCAGACUGGAGGAGGCGAGGCGGGUUCUGGAGAAGGUGAGGGGGACCUCCAAGGUGGACGCGGAGUUCGAGGAUCUGAGGGAGGCGAGCGAGGCGGCGCGGGCGGUGAAGCACCCGUUCCGCAACCUCCUCAAGCCGCGGAACCGGCCGCAGCUGGUGAUCGGCGCGCUCUGCAUCCCGGCGUUCCAGCAGCUCUCCGGUCAGAACUCGAUCUUGUUCUACGCGCCGGUGAUGUUCCAGAGCUUGGGCAUGGGCUCCAGCGCUUCCCUCUACUCCAACAUCCUCAGCGGGUCGAUGCUCGUGCUGGGGGCCCUGGUGUCGAUGCUCCUGGUGGAUCGCCUGGGGAGGAGAUUCCUGUUCAUCGAAGCCGGAAUACAGAUGAUUUCCUGCAUGGUGGUGGUCGCCGCCAUCCUUGUUCUGAAGCUCGGCGACGGCGCGAUGCUCCCCAGAGACCUGGCGAUCGUCCUAGUCAUCGCCAUCUGCGCCUUCGUGGUGGCCUACGGUUGGUCGUGGGGGCCCCUCGGGUGGCUGGUCCCCAGUGAAAUAUUUCCCUUGGAGACGAGGUCGGCAGGCCAAAGCAUCGUGGUGUGCGUCAACAUGUUCUUCACUGCCGCCAUCGCCCAGUGCUUCCUCGCCAUGCUCUGCCGCCUCCGAUGGGGCGUCUUCGUCCUCUUUGCUGCUCUCAUCAUCAUCAUGUCCCUCUUCAUCAUCUUGCUUCUCCCCGAGACGAAGCAGGUGCCGAUCGAGGAGAUGGCGGAGCUCUGGGAGAGGCAUUGGUACUGGAAGCGCAUUGUUCUUAAGGACCCGAAGAGGAAGGAGAACCAGAGCCUGAGCCUGGAGCAGGGAAGGCCACAAGAAGAUUUAUAAUUAAUUAAUUAAUUAAUUAGCUGCAGAUUUAAUAAUAAUAAUAAUAAUAAUAAUAGAUCUAUUUCUUUGUUUUAGUUAAUUUAUAAUAUUAUUCAAUACAUUAUUUUAUAUA
This is a messenger RNA of Zingiber officinale, 1678 nucleotides long. RefSeq names its product sugar transport protein 14-like. The record is from RefSeq and is a predicted model, not a curated record. Gene Ontology annotation, biological process: monosaccharide transmembrane transport. NCBI's taxonomy places the organism in Eukaryota, Viridiplantae, Streptophyta, Magnoliopsida, Zingiberales, Zingiberaceae. Gene Ontology annotation, cellular component: membrane. Bases 1 to 1566 code for a protein of 521 amino acids. The transcript has 2 exons. Gene Ontology annotation, molecular function: monosaccharide transmembrane transporter activity.